GGACGCUGCUCCGGGAGCUGCUGCCCACAGCCAUGCAGCUGUGCAGACUCCGGACCCACCAGUGGUGCUUUGUCCUGUUCAAUGUCCUGCUGUUCCACAUGCUGCUCUUUGGGGCAGACUUGCUGGAGGAAUACUUCCUGCGGUCGUUACCUCUCUCCUACAGCGAUGCAAAGACCCUGGAGAUCAGGGAGCGGGCCAGGAAGCUGGACACAGCCCUGCUGAAGGCCAACCUCUCCAGGUCUUACACUGUCAGCAGCACAACAUGCUCUGAUCAAGAGAUAUUUCUGCUUGUUUUCGUCUGCAGCAGCCCAGGAAACAGGACUAGGCGCAACGCCAUCAGGCAGACGUGGGGCAAUGUGACAGACACCACGGGUUAUGCUGUCCUCACCUUGUUUGCUUUAGGAAGGCCAGCUUCGGCAGAAGCCCAGCAGGAGAUUGAUGAAGAGUCUCAAAAGCACCGCGAUAUUAUUGAGGGCAGCUUCAUCGAUUGCCCUGCGACUCAGACACAGAAGAUGAUGAUGAUUGUGGAGUGGGUGGUGACUUUCUGUCCUCACGCAAGGUAUACUCUUAAAACGGACGAAGAAAUGUUUGUUGGCAUUCCCAGCCUGGCUGGAUACUUGCUCAGCUUGACUCAACUAGAGGAUGUCUACAGUGGGAGGGUCAUCCACCAAGGGGUGCCUGACAGAGACCCCCAGAGCCCCAGCUUCGUCCCCAUCCAUCACUACCCAGAGGAGUUUUACCCGGAUUACUGUGACAGGAGAGCCUUCGUCAUGUCGCAGGACGUUGUGCGCAAGGUGUUCGUGGCCGCCCAGGAGGUGCCAACUUCAGUGCCUGCCGACGUCUUCGUCGGGAUCUGUGCUAAGAAAGCUGGCAUCACUCCCAUCCACAGCUCUCGCUUUUCCGGCGAAAAGCACAUCAGCUACAGUCGAUGCUGCUAUAAAUUCAUUUUUACCUCUUCCAACGUGAACGAGGAUGAGCUAUUUAGGGAUUGGAAGGAAACAAGCGACGGGAAAAACUGCUCGCUGCUGGAAACGUACUACAGCCUGGUGUCCUGCAGGGUUCUGACCUAUAUCGAUAAGUUCAAACAGUUUAACUUGGACAGAAUAACAAGUGAAGCUUUCCAUUUCUCUGAUUAAAGCCUAAUUUUUGGGAAGGAAGGCUGCAUUUCCUUCCACCACUCCUUCUUUCUUGUACAUAGUCAGCAAUCUCCCCUCCAAGUUGGCUUCUUCCCUUCAACAGCUAAUGAAUUACUAAUGCUAUCGUGUUGCAGUAACAAAAGCUUUAAACAUAUUCUAGCUGCAUGCCCUUGUACAUGUGUGUGAAGCAAGUAAAACAAGAACAAAGAAACAUGGUGUGCACCCCGUGUUUUCCUUUGUACAUAAAGAUACACCACCAGUAACAUGUAAACCAUUUGGCUAUAAAAAAAAUGUAUUGGCAUGUACUGAACAGGUGUAGACCUGAGCUCUAAGCUCAAAAACCUGAGGCACACGUGCAUACAAAUCCCUCGUUUGGCACCUCUGUAUUUUAAUGUAUUGUAUUUGGCACACAAACCAUGCAAAACAGAUGUUAAGGACUUGACACAGAGAGCAGCCUUCAUAAGCAACAGCGGAAGACGUGCACAGAAGUGACUCAUGAGCUGCAGAAAAGGUUUAUACUGAUUUCCGUUACCAAGAUUUCAGUGCACAGCUCAUCUAGAGCUACCAGCACAAGAAGCCAUCUGGAAU
Lagopus muta (rock ptarmigan) is the source of this 1724-nucleotide messenger RNA. RefSeq names its product beta-1,3-galactosyltransferase 9 (gene B3GALT9). The coding region runs from base 33 to 1136 and encodes 367 amino acids. Lineage: Eukaryota; Metazoa; Chordata; Aves; Galliformes; Phasianidae. Gene Ontology annotation, molecular function: hexosyltransferase activity. The transcript is spliced from 2 exons. Gene Ontology annotation, cellular component: membrane. The record is from RefSeq and is a predicted model, not a curated record.